GAAAACAUGACGUCGCCAGCAAAAUUCAAAAAGGAUAAGGAGAUCAUAGCUGAAUAUGACACUCAAGUGAAAGUGUCACAGGAGCAUAUUUCCACUGCUGCUGAUGGGGGACUGUGCUCCAGGGUCCCUGGGAAGCUGUUUGUGCUAGAAACUUCCAUUAUUCAGGAUUUUCCUCGGGAGAUCCGUGCCCAAUUGGUAGAGCAGCUGAAAUGCCUUGACCAGCAGUGUGAGCUUCGGGUCCAGUUACUGCAGGACUUGCAGGAUUUCUUCCGCAAGAAGGCAGAGAUUGAGAUGGAUUACUCCAGGAAUUUGGAGAAGUUGGCUGAGAGAUUCCUGGCUAAAACUAGGAGCACCAAAGACCAGCAAUUCAAGAAGGAUCAGAACGUGCUGUCACCAGUGAACUGCUGGAACCUGCUGCUCAACCAGGUGAAGAGGGAGAGCAGGGACCACACCACCCUCAGUGACAUUUAUCUCAACAACAUCAUCCCACGCUUUGUCCAGGUCAGCGAGGACUCAGGACGCCUCUUCAAGAAGAGCAAGGAAGUGGGACUGCAGCUCCAGGAGGACUUGAUGAAAGUUUUGAAUGAACUCUACACGGUGAUGAAAACCUACCACAUGUACAACGCCGACAGCAUCAGUGCCCAGAGCAAGCUGAAGGAGGCGGAGAAGCAGGAGGAGAAGCAGAUUGGGAAGUCAGUGAAGCAGGAGGACAAACAGACCCCACGUUCCCCCGACUCCACCUCCAACGUCAAGUUUGAGGAGAAGCACGUCCGGAGGAGCUCGGUCAAAAAAAUCGAGAAGAUGAAGGAGAAGCGCCAAGCAAAGUACACAGAGAACAGACUGAAGGCGAUUAAGGCAAGGAAUGAGUAUCUGCUGGCCCUGGAAGCCACCAAUGCCUCGGUGUUCAAGUACUACAUCCAUGACCUGUCUGAUCUCAUUGAUCAGUGCUGUGACCUGGGCUACCACGCCAGCCUGAACCGGGCGCUGAGGACGUUCCUGUCGGCCGAGCUGAACCUGGAGCAGUCCAAGCACGAGGGGCUGGAUGCCAUCGAGAACGCUGUGGAGAACCUGGAUGCCAACAGUGACAAGCAGAGGCUGAUGGAGAUGUACAACAACGUCUUCUGCCCCCCCAUGAAGUUUGAGUUCCAGCCACACAUGGGGGACAUGGAGUCUCAGCUCUGUGCCCAGCAGCCAGUCCAGAGUGAGUUGGUGCAGAGGUGUCAGCAGCUGCAGUCCCGCUUGUCCACGCUGAAGAUUGAAAAUGAAGAGGUUAAGAAGACGAUGGAGGCCACGCUGCAGACAAUCCAGGACAUUGUCACCAUCGAGGACUUCGAUGUCUCUGACUGCUUCCAGUACAGCAACUCCAUGGAGUCUGUGAAAUCCACGGUGUCGGAAACGUUCAUGAGCAAACCCAGCAUUGCCAAGAGAAGGGCAAACCAGCAGGAGACUGAGCAGUUCUACUUCACUAAAAUGAAGGAGUACCUGGAGGGCAGGAACCUGAUCACCAAGCUGCAGGCCAAGCAUGACCUCCUGCAGAAGACCCUGGGAGAAAGUCAGAGGACAGACUGCGCCCUGGCCAGUGGCCGGCGCAGCUCCACUGUGAGGAAGCAGGAUUCCUCGCAGGCCAUUCCCCUGGUGGUGGAGAGCUGCAUCCGAUUCAUCAGCAGGCACGGUUUGCAGCACGAGGGAAUAUUCAGAGUGUCUGGGUCGCAGGUUGAAGUAAAUGACAUCAAAAAUGCAUUUGAGAGAGGGGAAGAUCCCUUGGCUGGGGACCAGAACGACCACGACAUGGAUUCCAUAGCAGGAGUCCUCAAGCUCUACUUCCGAGGCUUGGAGCACCCCCUCUUCCCCAAGGACAUCUUCCAUGACCUGAUUGCCUGUGUCACCAUGGAUAAUUUGCAGGAGCGAGCGCUGCACGUCCGGAAGGUGCUGCUGAACCUGCCCAAAACCACCCUGAUUGUCAUGAGAUACCUCUUUGCAUUCCUCAACCAUUUGUCUCAGUUCAGUGAAGAAAACAUGAUGGAUCCCUACAACCUGGCCAUCUGCUUUGGGCCCACGCUGAUGUCUGUGCCCGAGGGGCACGACCAGGUCUCUUGCCAGGCUCACGUCAAUGAAUUGAUCAAAACCAUCAUCAUCCAGCAUGAGAACAUCUUCCCAGGGCCCAGGGAGCUGGAGGGCCCCGUCUACAGCAGAGGUGGAAACACAGAGGAUUACUGUGAAAGCCCUCACGGGGAGCGAGCCCUGACAGAGGAUUCAGUGCAGGAUGUCACAGCUGAACACCACACCAGUGAUGAUGAGUGUGAGCCCAUCGAGGCCAUAGCCAAGUUUGACUACCUGGGCAGGACUGCACGGGAGCUGUCCUUCAAGAAAGGAGCCUCUCUGCUGCUCUACCAGCGCGCCUCGGACGACUGGUGGGAGGGACGGCACAACGGCAUCGACGGCCUCAUCCCCCACCAGUACAUCGUGGUGCAGGACACUGAGGAUGGGAUGUCAGAAAGGUCCAGCCCGAAGUCGGAAAUAGAGAUCAACUCGGAGCCACCGGAGGAGAAGGUGACAGCCAGAGCUGGUGCCAGCUGCCCGAGCGGGGGCCACGUCGCAGAUAUUUACCUUGCAAACAUCAACAAGCAAAGAAAGAAACCAGAGUCAGGCAGCAUCAGAAGAGCGUUCCGCCAAAGUGACGGCCACGGCCUAGGUAGUUCCCUGGCAGAACCAGCCUCCCCCGGGGCCAUAGGCGCUUCCAGGCCCUCAUCUCAGCCCAUUAUGAGCCAAAGUCUUCCCAAGGAGGUUCCAGACAAAUGCUCCAUCAGUGGCCACGGCAGCCUCAAUUCCAUCAGCCGGCACUUGUCGCUCAAGAGCCGCGUGGACAGCCCGCAGCUCCGCAAGGCCGUCACUGCUGGCAGGUCCAAGAGCUUCAACAACCACCGGCCCAUGGACCCCGAGGUCAUCGCACAGGACAUCGAAGCCACCAUGAACUCGGCCCUGAACGAGCUGCGGGAGCUGGAGCGGCAGAGCAGCGCCAAGCACGCGCCCGACGUCGUCCUGGACACGCUGGAGCCCCUGAAGACGUCGCCGGUGGUGGCCCCCACCUCGGAGCCCUCCAGCCCCCUGCACACCCAGCUCCUCAAGGACUCGGAGCCGCCGUUCCAGCGCAGUGCCAGCACCGCUGGGGACAUCCCCUGCGCCUUCCGGCCCGUCAAGUCUGUCAAGGUGGCCACGCAGGUGAAGCCGCCGGCCACGCGGCCCAAGCCCGCCCUGUUCCCCAAAACCAGCGCCAGCAGCCCCGGCGUGGCCUCCUCCGCCCCUCAGCAGCCCCCCGACAAGUCCUGUACUGUCUGACCCGCCCCGGGUGCCACUGCUGCUGUUCCACAUGGACACGCUCUGGCCGACACUUUCCAAUUCCUAUUGAACGAGUCCUUGGACUGAAGGGGAGCUGCCGGGAGCUCCCGAGCGGCCACGGCCUCGUCCCACGUCCCCCAGGACAGCUCCUGCCACGCUUGGGAAAUCCACAAUCCACGCUCCACUGUGAAGCUGAGCAGGAAAACACCAAGGGAUGAGUUGGAUUUGGGUUUCCAUGCCUUGUUCAAGUGCUGGGCCGCUGGAAGGAACGUUUGGUGGUGUCCAGUUUUGGGAUACCGGUGUAGUGACUUCUGUAUUCUGUGUUUCAUUUAUCACAGGGAAACAAUAGGAUAGAUUUUAGUCUAUUGCAUGUUUUGGUGCCACUGGUUAUGUGGAGCUUGGACAUGCCUGUUUCUUGUGCAUUAUUAUUAUUAUAAUUAUAAUUAUUAUUAUUAUUCCGUCGCCUGCUGGUGCCACGGUGGUUAAGGGUCUGUCUCAACUUCCAUCACAUCCUCUGGUUUUGUUUGUUUGCUCCCCAUUCCUCCUCCUCAGGGCCAAAAGCCUUUGGCCAUCCAGCUUCAUGCUUUAUUUGUCAUGGAAAAAUCAGUUUACUCUGGAACACUGGUAGAUUUUGUGGAGUUCUAUGUAAGGCGUGUCUGUGCAAAUACAAACAAACAUGUUCCUGAGCUCUGGGAGCACAACAAAGAGCCCAGCUGUUGCUUAUGGACAAUCUUCACUGGUUCCCCCCUUUGCUCUCCCAUAUUUAAAAGCAGCUUUAUUGUUUCCAGUGGCAUUUUCAGCCCAUGGGCUCUGAUGUGGUGUUGGCUCUCGGGAGACUGAAUGUAAAAAAAAAAAAAAAAAAAAAUAUAUAUAAUUUUGAAAGCAAGCAUCCUCUGCUGGGAGCCCAUCCCCAGGACACACUCUGCUGGUUUGCCCGUUCUCAGGACAGAUCCUGACCCCAUCCCAGCGCCAAGCACUGUAAAAACUUCGCUCAGGAGUUCCCAGCUCCCUGCCUCAUCCCUGGCUGCUCUUAUAGAGCAGUGCAGGGGACGCUGCUGGGGACAGGGAUGUGACAGCACCGUGCAGGGCUGACCUGUGAAUGAAUCCUUUGGUAUUAUUUGUAUUUAUCCAUAGCCAGCAGCACCCACGGACUCUUUUGUACUCCCCUGGGAAUCCUCUGCAGUGCCCACGUUUAUUUAAUGUAAUAAUCUGUGCCACUUAGGAGUGGAGACUGGCUGACCCUGAGCUCGCCUCAUUCCUCAGCUUUUCGAGGAUUUCAAACAAGCUGCACGUCUUAGGCUUCCAUUAAAUAAUGAAUUCAGGACAGGAUAAGAAAAGUCAUUUUUCUCACCCAUUUAAGCCGAGUUUCCUUUCAGUGUGUGAGUUCCUGGUGACUGCAAAGUCAGUUUAAUUGGCACUUAAAAAAGAAGAAACGAAGAAGAGUUGCUGAAAUGUCCUUUUCUCGUGCAUUUAGGGUGAUACUUGGAAAAAUGGAACAGGGUCUUCCUGCACCCCUGUCCAUCCCCACACGCACAACCUCCUUUCUACAGAAGCAAUCAAUCCAUAAUUAAUGACUUCCCAAAAAGCCAGCUUCCUCUGGGCCCUGAACUGAGGACGUGCAGGAACUGGGAAGGUUUUGGUGAGAACAUUCCUCGUUUCCCUUUUCUCCUGAGCUUCCCUGGGGAAGCCCCACGGUACGAGCCUGACUGUCCCUGCCCCUCCAGGAGAUGCCACCGGUGCCACCAGCGACCUUCGCUCUCAGGUUCUGAUGGACUUCUACCACCAAGGAAUCACUUGUUCUUUUGGGGAAAAAGAAAAUAAAUAGAAUGGUUAAACUUGUAAUUCUUUUGCUCAGGCAGAACUUUCUGGCAUUUCCUUUUUAGUAAGAAUUUUUGGGUUUUUUUAUUUCUCUUCUGUUUUUUUUUUUUUUUUUGGUCAAGAAUGACCAAGUUAAUCUGUGUCAAGAGCAGGAUCUCUGUAAAUUGACUUUGCCUCAUUUUAAUGCCUUAUUUUCUUUUUCUAUUUUUAUGCCUAGCAUUCAGUAUUCCUAAGAAUAAGUGUUCAGCCACGCACAGCACAUUGGAGGAGCUGCUCUUUUCCAGCUUCAAGGUCUGAAGUGUGGAAUUAGAUGGAAAAUAAAAAACAAAAAAAUAAAUUUUAAAAAAGACUUCAGGUUACUGUAACAGCAACUGUCUGUAUCUGAAUUAUUACUGUGCUUCUCUGGCAUCCACAGCUCUGGGACAAUCCUGCUGCCAAGGGCAAGGUGCUUGGCAGGAUCACCUGGAUACGGAGCAUCUCAACUGGAAUUCUGGUGUGCACUGUGAUUGACACAAGCAAUAGGACAGGCUGAAGCUCGUCCUUCCUCUUCCUCGGGGGGGAUGAAACAAGAAAAUCACACACGAAAUCCUGGGGGAAAAAGGAGAUUUUCAGCUUGUCCUCCUCACUCUGUGAACACACGAGGCUGGGAGGGCGUUUGCCACGAGUGUUUUAGGAGCAGUCGCUGCCGGAAAGGUGGGAAGGAGGAACUGGAAAUGUUCCCUCCCCGUGGACAGGUCUGACACGGUGGUUUGCUUGGGGAGGUACCAAUGCCACUCCACACCUUCAUAUCCUGAAGAAAUUUUAGCUCUUCCAAGGAAAUCCUCUUCUCAUGACUUUUCCUGUAAGGUUUGUGUCGAAUAUAAAGACAAAAGAAGUGUUUGAUAACUGGAAUGACGUCUGUCUGUUCAGUAGUGCUUUGUAUGAACCUUGUUCAUCAGGUGUUGGAUUGAAAUAAUCCAAAGCAAAAAAAAAAAAAAAAAACAAAAAAAACAAACAAAAACAAACUUUAAAACAUGGUUUUAGGUGAUCAAUCUGAAUGGUUUCUGAAGCUUAGACCUUUUCUGGGUUAUUUCCCUAGUUGGGAAUGGAGCAGUGUGCUUAAACCAUUGCUUAAUUUCUGCCUCUCUGAGGUCGUCCAAAGUUUAUGGACUAUAAAUUUGUCCUUCAUGUCCAAGCAGUGGGACACGAUCAAACCCUCUCAUUUUAUCUGUACUGGGUAUUUUAUUGCAACAAAAAUGAGUAAAUAAUUAGAGUGCACUGUGACAGCAGAAGAAAAAAAAAAAAUGUUGUUGUAUAUGUCUGUAUUUUGAUACCUGUUCAAAAGGAGUCUUUGGGUUUCCUGUGCUGAAUACCUCAUGUGUUGGGUUUUGGGAGUAUUGUUGAUUUUUUUCUUUUUCUUUUUUUUUUUUUUCUUCUUCUUUUUUAAGGCAAGAUUGUUCUUGCACAAAAGUAGGUUAAGAUAACCAAGUUCUCAUAAAUUUAUUUACUGAAUCAAAACACUUCAGCUUGGCAAGAAAUCCCAUCUGUUGUAGCUCCCCACCUUGCACUUGGUACGGGGCCGGCCUGGCGCGCUUGGAAGAGCUCCAGCAAUACUGGGACAGGAGAAGUUCAUUGCAGGUGGAGCUUGCUGCCUUAUUUCUCUUCUUCUCUGUGUCAAAAACCUCAAAUUCAGUGGAGCAAGGCGUAGGUUUGUGGAUUUAUGGAGCUUUUGGGAGAUGUUCUUCUGCAAAAACCGACGUCUCUGGUUCUCGGCACUUCGGAUCCUUGCCGGGGUGUGGGAACGUUCCCUUGUGUGUGGAGGGGACACUUCCAGGAGGUGAUGCUCUCAGUGAGGAAUCAGGAACGAUGGAAAAACGCCCCAAAAAUCCCUGCUGAGACAGCUGGAUCGAUUCCAUGAGAGGCUGAGCACAGUAGGGAGGGGAAGGAGGUGCCCCUGUCCCCCCAGGUGUGGCACUGCUCUGGUGGCCAGGUGAGGGGCACCUGUGCUUGGCAGGACCAAGCCCUGGGUGCUGAGGGAUGUGCCCCAAAGUGCAAACACACUGAACUCCCCUGGGUGUGGAACUGCUUCAAAACCUGCUUCAAAACCAGGGGAGAACAGGAGCACUGGGGCAUUUCCAUCGCUUAUGGGCCUGUCCAGAGCAGGAAAUGGAGUUUAACAAGCUGGGGAUUUAUUUAUUUUGAUAUUCUUAGCUUUCACAUUAAAAAACCCAGCCCUUUUUUGGGCUUACCUGGCCUUGGCUAACGCCCCACAAAUGCAGCUGGGGACACAAAGGUGUUCCCUUAGUGGGCUGGUAGCACCAGAGGUGGAAAGGAGGGAACGUCCUUCCCCCAGGGACGCUCUGGGGAAACACCAAGCACUUCAUGGACUGAACUCUGGGGUUUGAGCUCCUUCCACAUCGGCUCUCUGCAUGUCUCUGUGUCUGUGUGACAACCUGGUACUUGAAAAUAAGAAAUAAAACCAGAAAUACUUGACCCUCUGCCUGGUGCCUGCGGGGCCGGGAUGGCCCCGGCUGUGUCGCGCACAAGCGGUUCCGCCGCCCGCCCACCAGAAGGCAGAUGAAUUCUUCUCCAGGCUGUUCUAGCAGCAAACCAUCUAUUUGGGUGGCUCUAGAGAUGCCAAAACAGCACUUCAAGGCCUGGAAAAUGCAAGGGUUUCGUUGAUUUGGGGUUGGUUUUUUUUUUUUUUUUUUGUUAAAUUUUGUGCUUCCUCUAAACGUAGUUUGGGAUGAAAGUGUUUUUUCAGCCAUGGGCCAAAAAGAGGGGAAGGUGGAGAGGGAAGGCAGCUUCCUGCCGUGCCAAUACUUGAUCUGCCAAGCUUCACUCGGGGUGAACAUCCAGCAGUUUGCAGUGGGAAUCGUAGGUGGGCCUGUCCUUUCUGAGGCACUGAGUAACCUUCUUCUGAAGUGGACUUCACCAGCCCUGAGGUGUGAGGAACAGCCCAAGCCCAGGGGUUGGACUGUGAGUGUGCCAAACUGCUGGAGCAAUACUUGUGAGCAGCAGCUUCUCUGAAAGCCCAGCUCGAUGUAGCUCGGAGAGGGCGACUGCUGAAAUCCAUCUCUGAUUCCUGCUGCAAGGCAGGAGAGCCGGGUUGCAAAGUGUAGGAAUUGUGUUUUUUCUCUCUGAACCUGGGGUCGUCAGCAGCAGUUGUUUCGUGGUGGGAUGGAAUGUUCUUGCUAAAACAAGUUUCCACUGUUUCAUGUCUUCUACACCAAUAUAUAUAUGGUGUAUAUAUUAAACUGUGUAAAAUUGUACUUUGUACAUAGAACUCUGUACAAUAUGGAGGUACAGCCUUUUUUUGUUUUGGUUUUUUUUUUUUUUCCUUCCCCCUCCCCUUUUUGGUACAGUCUUGUACAGUAUUAGGAGUCGAUGUGUUGGAAGUGUUAAAUCCAUACUGGGGCAACAAAAUGUAUCCAUUGUCAUUAGCAAUAGUUUUGGAGAAAUAAAUGUUUUGGGUAUGGUGGAAACACUGA
Lonchura striata (white-rumped munia) is the source of this 8624-nucleotide messenger RNA. NCBI's taxonomy places the organism in Eukaryota, Metazoa, Chordata, Aves, Passeriformes, Estrildidae. The record is from RefSeq and is a predicted model, not a curated record.